Eupeodes corollae is the source of this 996-nucleotide messenger RNA. RefSeq lists its product as uncharacterized. NCBI's taxonomy places the organism in Eukaryota, Metazoa, Arthropoda, Insecta, Diptera, Syrphidae. The transcript has 2 exons. Gene Ontology annotation, cellular component: elongator holoenzyme complex. Gene Ontology annotation, biological process: tRNA wobble uridine modification. The coding region runs from base 196 to 945 and encodes 249 amino acids. The record is from RefSeq and is a predicted model, not a curated record.
CCUCUGGAUAGAAGACCAAACCUAUAUAAAAGCUUUUUUUCUGUCCGACUAUAAGUUAAGCUAAAAUAAUAAAUAAAUUAGAUUUCCCGCGUUUAAAAUACUUUAUGACUGCACCAUUCCAUUAUAUUUACGUUCUAUAACUAGAAACGUUUCUCGAACCAGUCUCCACUUCCAUUUUAAAUUUGUUCAUACAAAAUGGCUGCAUCACUCCUUAUUGCCUGUGGCCUCAACGAGAACAAACUCCCACCCUACAUUCACAUAAGCGAAGAGUCAAACAUGGACGGAGGAUUCCUCAUCACCUCGAUUCUCGGUCAACGUCUGCGAGCUCCCCAAGUAACCACAAUGCUAGUCGGUCUGCAGCAUGGCUAUCAGCACUAUCUGAAUGCAGGCAUGCGACUUGGCUACAACUUAACCUUAUUCAUGAACAAAAAGUUCUUUAUUAUCGACGCCCUGAAAUCCAUCCAAGUUAAACAAUGGAAAUCCAUGUGGCUGACCGAAGGCGACUCAAUGUCAAACAAAUUGCUGGAAUUCCUACGCGAGAAACUGACUGCAGCACAGGAUUCUGGCACUUCGCUCACAUUCAUCAUUGAUAAUCUAUCGAUACUUCUAAAUUUUGGUUUCACCCCCGAGGGCCUGCUGCGGCUGUGUCAAGACUUACACGCCAUGACCGAGGAGCAUCCUGGUCUAACGAUUGUCACAAAAUUGAGCACGAGUGAUGUGCAGCCCGUGUUGGACAAUAAUAUUGCCAAACUGGCCGAUGUCCAUUUGCGAGUGAAACAGCUCAAGAGUGGUGCAUUCCGAGAGGUCGACGGGAGGCUGUCAGUGGUCCGGGAGACAACCGAUGGGUGCUAUGAGCUGAUGGAACAGCAGAAGGAAAUUUUGUACAAAGUCAACGAAAGAAAUGUCAAGAUUUUUAGUCCUGGCGAAGUUGGUGUGAAGGUUUAAAACUAACGAAGAUACGAUUUCAUAAUAAUAAAUUUUUAUUUUUGCCAUAUA